UUGCCCAUACAAAAGUGUCAUGGCGGAAUACAUGUGCAAUGGUUAAACGGAUUUUUGCAAGGAAAUAUGUCUGUAUUUCAACUUCUUAGAGCAAGGGGCCUUAUUUGGAGAACAAAUGGACUUCUACGUUAUUGUAGAAGUGUAAAAACCAGACGCUUCAACAAAAUCGGCCCAUCAAAAUUGCGUGUUAAUGGCGAACGCGAGGAGAGGUUUAUAGUUCGAAGAUACUUCAGAACUUCGGCUCAUCUUUCUGACGAGAAAAACGAUAAUGGCACAGAUUCAGAAGAGGAGAGUCGAGAUUUAAUUUCAUAUGACCUCAGUGGUAAUACGUCUACUGCGGGGACGCCAUCUGAGGGCGAUUUCAACACGAUAUCUAGCGGAGAAACGUCUCUUGUUGAACCUGAGUUCUUGAGCAUCGAGGCUUUCACAGAUGUUUACGAACAGCCUUCUCCUAAGUGUCCAGGUUGCGGGGCUACUUUUCAAAGCGAUGAUCCCGGGAAGGGCGGUUACAUUAUACCUUCCAAGAAUCCGACUAUUGGUCAAAAAGGCCCAGAGACUCACUUAAACUCUCUUACAUUGGUUUGUCAAAAGUGUUUCAAUUUAAAGCAUUACAAUAAACCCUUUCCUGUUACUGAAACCUCAGGCGAGAUCAUGGAGUACCUGAGUCAAAUUCAAAGACAAAAAGGGUUGAUUCUUUAUGUAGUUGACAUGAUGGAUCUCCCUGGAAGUGUCUUUCCAGAUCUUCUUGAAACUGUGGGUGAGGCAAAGAGAAUCAUUAUUAUCGGAAAUAAAGUGGACAUGCUUCCAGUUGAGGGUAACCGUACUAGCAAGCAAGAAGAACACUUGAAAGAAAUGCUUUUCACAACUUGUAAAGCUCAUGGCCUUGAAGGUGCAAACAUCAAAAGUAUGUGCCUUGUUAGCACUAAGACUGGCUUUGGAAUCACUCAGCUGGCAAGCAAAAUAAUGGAACACUGGGAUCACAAGGGUGAUAUCUAUCUUAUUGGUUGCAGUAACAGUGGGAAAACAUCUUUAUUUAAUCUUUUCUUGGAUUUGUUUAGUGUUCACAAGAAGGCUGAUUUGCUGCAGAGGGCAACAGUCAGCUUGUGGCCAGGCACAACACAAAGAAUGUUAAGGUUUCCUAUUGGUCACUGGAUGUUACAGAAGCUGUGUUUAAGAAUGAGACAAGGUGUCGUAAAGAAGCCAGAUGACAGUGAAAUUGGAAUUGAUGAUGAAAUCAUUAGCAAAGAAGAAACAAGCUACAGAGAUAAAUUACCAAGAAGAAAAUUGACCAGAAAAGGAAAUCCAGUAGCUCUGGUUCCUACUCAAUCACAGACUGCUCUCGACAUUCUUAAACCAAGUUUUGUGAUGGAUGAACCUAACAAAAGUCAGACCUGGCUGUAUGACACACCAGGAAUUAUCAAUGAAAACCAGAUAACUAAUCUGCUGACAAUGGAGGAGAUAAGACGUUUGAAUCCAACCCUAUGGUUUGUACCCAGGACCUUUAUUCUCAAACCGGGUCAUUCCUUACUUUUAGGUGGCCUGGCCAGAGUGGACUAUCUUGAGAUAAAAAGAAAAAAGCAACACAGUGACAGUGAGUGGGACACAAUUCCAAAGGCGAUCGAGUCUGUGUUCUUUACUGUGGUGGCAUCUCCUAACUUGCCAGUUCACGUCUGCAGUGAAGAGCGCGCUGAUGAAGUGUACAGCAAACAUGCUGGAACAGAACUACUUGGGAUACCCGUCGGUGGAAAAGAGCGCAUGGAAACUUUUCCACCGCUAGGCUCACAAGACUUCACCAUCAAAGGAAUCGGCUGGGGCACUAGUGCUGCUGAUGUAGUACUGUCCAGUGUCGGUUGGGUGUCUGUGACAGCAGGGGUUGGGUCAUUAGUGACGGUGAAGGCACACACUCCUAAUGCUGUCGGACUUCACAUCAGACAACCAGCCCUGCUGCCAACUAGUGUGCAAAGGAGAGGCAAACGCGGAGUGAAAUAUCAGGGGCACAUCAGCUCAUCGCGAUUUGAAUGCACUCGGAAAAAGAACCCACAGUUUAUAAGCCAGGUGCGAGGCCAGAUUGCAGGCGAGUCCCAGUGGGUCAAGGAAAUCGAGAGAAAAAGAAAGGAACAGCGAUUCCUACUCAAGGCUGAAAAGCGAAGAAAAGCUAAAGACAGGAACUUACUGCAGCGAAGCGCUGUCAGCGACCCUCCAUACAUACCAGGGGCUAAGUGGCUUCCGCUACCCCGGAGAAAGCUAGAGGAGGAGGAGGAGAAGGAGGAAGAAGAAGAAGAAGAGAAACAGAAGUUAAUUGAAUGAAUGGGUUAUAUGUAAAGGAAAAAAGCCAAGAACCCCACGAAAUAGACUUCUCCUUGUCGAGAACAGUUCGGAUCGAUAAUUAAUUUGAAGUGCAUUUCUUAAGCCUUCCGAUAAGUUGAUCCAAAGGUCCUUGCAUUUGGAUUUUUUUCUCUGUAAUUUUACCCCCGUUAUGUCGAACUUCCGUUUUCCCGAACUAAUUUACUCAAUUUCCCUUUGAGGUUGAAGAAAUUGGGAUUCCCCUGCAAAUUCCCUAUUUUUCCUGUGGCUUCAAGACAACUUCGCAGUCCAUUGCACCUAUGUAGUAUGACAGCAGUUUUUGAGAUUGUUCGAAAUUCCUUCUCAAAGAAUAUACGCCGCGGCUGGCGUACCUUAGUAUUUCAAGCUUGCCAAGUUGUUCGCGAUUCGUUUCGUCCUCUGCCGGACUGCCAAGCAAGGCUUGGUGUAAGGCACCAUUUACAACAGAAAACGGGAUUGUCAGCUUGUUAUGUUACUGCAUAACUUUAAUGGUGUAGUUUAAAGAACGAUUGACAAUGGUGAUGUGAUGUGGAAACGGUUGUUUUUGUCUUGCUUACUGGACGAAGUAAUUGAUUGAUUGAACUUGCGCUCAGAAUGCCAGAAUGUUACGUUGUCAACAUGACUGAAA
This is a messenger RNA of Orbicella faveolata, 2950 nucleotides long. Its product is annotated as nitric oxide-associated protein 1-like. The record is from RefSeq and is a predicted model, not a curated record. NCBI's taxonomy places the organism in Eukaryota, Metazoa, Cnidaria, Anthozoa, Scleractinia, Merulinidae.